Molecule: messenger RNA, 2050 nt
Organism: Acaromyces ingoldii
Lineage: Eukaryota; Fungi; Basidiomycota; Exobasidiomycetes; Exobasidiales; Cryptobasidiaceae
Exons: 3
Coding region: 88-1842 (584 amino acids)
Biological process (GO): protein ubiquitination
Molecular function (GO): ubiquitin protein ligase activity
Source: RefSeq, a predicted model, not a curated record
UUUCGUUAUACCAGAGAUAUUUAGCUAGGCCUUCACUAGCCGCGCCACCUACAUCACCUCCUGGUCGCGGAGAGCGAACAGGACACGAUGGGGUGCUCCAUCUGCCUCGAUUCGUUUGGAGAGGACGAGAACAAGGGCACUCGACCAGUUGCGCUUCCCUGUGGUCAUGUCUUUCACCGGUCGUGCAGCGAUGCCUGGCAACGGUCAUGCCGGGUCAAGGACGACCCGGCAUGCUGUCCCCUGUGCAAGUACAAAGUGGGCACCGAAAAGGCCCUUCUACUUUAUCCCUCGGACGUCAAUGAUUUGGACAUGUACCUGCAACAUCGCGGCCAUCGAAUGCAGCACCAAACAUCGGCCCCACCGCCCGUCAUUCCUCGACUGGAGCGGGCCACGCUGGCCCUGGAUCGGCGCUUGAGCAGGGACGAUCAGGCAACACUGCUGGGGCAUCUCUUGGACUUCCGGCAGCACAUUCAUGCCUAUGUCAUGGCCGUCAAUGAUGUUCGUAUGCUCACCUAUGGCAACAGCGACGCCAUCUUCCGCCUGUUUGGCACCUUGACGGAAGGCAGGGGCGACGCGCGGACAAAGGAAGAAUUUGAGAACGGCAUGCUCCAUCUUAACAAAGCGACAGAGUUCUUUACCGAGAAGCUCACUAUGCUCACAGCAAUGGAAAAGGAGACGGAAUUGCUCAACCAGAAGGCAAAGGAUAUGGAGGCCAAGCAAGACCAGAUCAAGAGGAGCCUCAACAGACACUACGAGCGCAAAGAGCAGCACGAGCGUCACAUGAAUGAGGAGUCCGCGCGCUUGAAGCGCUUAGAGCUGCACUGGAGAAAGGAGGUGGCGGAGACGGAGAGGAAGAGGGAGUUGAAUGACAAGCAGGCCGAAGCGCUGCGUAACGAAAACAGAGAGCUACAUAGUCAGGUCCUCAAGGCCAAGAUUGAGUCGGCCCAGAUGAUUGCGCAACGCGAGGGUGACUCCCAGCUACAAAUUCAGAACAUGAGGCGGAUCGUCGAGGAGCAACAGAGGCUCAAGGCAGAAGCAGACAACGAGGUCAGAUCGGCGCGGCACAAGAGCAACUUCUUGGCGGACCGCAACAAAAGCUUGUCGAACAAGCUGAGCGAUGCAAGAGCGAGAAUCAAGGAGCUCGAGGCUAGAGCAGCUAGAGCGCCAAGCAAGUCUCCUGGACCUGGCAGAGACAGAGAGGCGAAAAAAGAGGAAACGGAAGAGGAGACGGAAGACGAAGACGAACUUGACGUUAGAACCCUGGAAGAUGACGGAUUUCUCGAGGUUGACUACAAGGCUGCAAGCACUCCACCGGCGAAAAGGCAAAGGACCAUGGAGAGGGAUCUCUUUCACAAGGGAAAGACCAAGCGAGACGACACGCCGAUCAUUGUCCUUGACGAUCAGGACGACCUGGAUGCUGAGGCAGACGAGAAGCUCUAUCGCAUGGCAGGCCCGUCUUCUCGACCUCCAUUGCAAGCCAUCUUCUCGUCAAGUAACCUAAGAAGCUUGAGGAGAGGUAGCGACCAGACGACACCGAGCGGGCUCAUGCUACCUGUCGGAAUCGGCGAAGGGUCAGGCCCGAGCCCACGAACCUCGCCUGGCAGUCGUGUCUCCGAAGCGAUGGAUCCUUUCGACCUGCAUCCCGAGCCGCACAUUCCGUCCAGCGACGACGACUUUGGCCCCUCGCCAGCCCAGCCUCCUCGACCAGCAACGAGAACAUCGCCAAGAUGGCUUUCUUCCUCAACAUCAGGAGGCGGAUUGACUACAUCAUCAACAAGAGAACUUGCACAACGCGCGCUCGAGGGCACAGCAGCCCUUGGGCCCCGUCGCCGCAAUCGCUAGCCGUCAGUCAUAUCAAAUCCCGCAUAGUGUCUCUAUAGAUUCCCUCAUUCAGAUUACUACACUCUCCAUCAUUGUGCUAUAGUGACACAGCAAUUCUCAGCAUGUCCUUUCUGGUACAGAGCCGAUCGAGAGGCGUUGCGCACGCCACUGUUUGAGCAGAUGAGAGGAUUUGAAAGCACAAUGGCAAAGUCGGCAGACGGAGAGAAGG